AUGGAUCCAUUAAAAUUUUUGGAGUCUCCUGCUCUGACUGUCAGACUAGUUAGAUGGCAGAUGUUGUUAUCUGAAUUUGAUAUUGUCUAUGUGAGCCAAAAGGGAAUAAAAGAGAGUGCCAUAUCUGACUUUCUUGCAAGUCGUGCCUUGGAAGAUUACGAGUCUCUAAACUUCAAUUUUUUAUACGAGGAUUUGAUGUGUAUUUCUACUGAAGAAUUAAGCAUCGGGGGCAACAAAUCUUGGACAUUGUACUUUGAUAGAGCCUCUAACGCUUUUGGAAAAGGAAUUGGGGCAAUGUUGAUUUCCUCAGAAGAGAUCUACUAUCCUUUCACAAGUAGAUUAGAAUUUUUUUGCACCAACAACAUGGCAGAAUACAAAGCGUGUAUUAUGGGGUCAAAGGAAGCCAUUGAAAGAAAGGUCAAAACACUUAAAGUAUAUGGAUAUUCCUCAUUAAAAGUGUCCCAACUAAGGGUAGAAUGGGAGAUGAAGGACCUGAAGCUAGUUGAAUAUCGAAAUUUGGUCCUCGAACUACUGAAAGAAUUUGAGGAUGUCAAAUUUAGGUAUCCCCCUGAGAAGAUAAUCAAAUGGCUUAGGCUACAUUGGCUGCGAUGUUUAAAGCUAAUAAGAAGAAAGACAUGA
This is a messenger RNA of Hibiscus syriacus, 639 nucleotides long. RefSeq lists its product as uncharacterized. Gene Ontology annotation, molecular function: RNA-DNA hybrid ribonuclease activity; nucleic acid binding. The transcript has a single exon. NCBI's taxonomy places the organism in Eukaryota, Viridiplantae, Streptophyta, Magnoliopsida, Malvales, Malvaceae. The record is from RefSeq and is a predicted model, not a curated record. Bases 1 to 639 code for a protein of 212 amino acids.